Molecule: messenger RNA, 1797 nt
Organism: Microthlaspi erraticum
Lineage: Eukaryota; Viridiplantae; Streptophyta; Magnoliopsida; Brassicales; Brassicaceae
Source: the annotation of a GenBank genome assembly
AUGGUGUGGUGUAACCACUGUGGGAAAAAUGUUCCCGGAGUACGCCCCUACGAUGGUGCAUUGGCGUGUAAUCUAUGUGGGAGGAUAUUGGAAAAUUUCAAUUAUUCUUCUGAAGUAACAUUCGUUAAGAACGCGGCUGGACAGAGCCAAGCGUCAGGUAACGUAGUGAGUAGUGUUCAGAGUGGGAUUUCAAGCUCACGCGAAAGGAGAAUUAGGAUUGCAAGAUAUGAGCUUACGAAUUUGAAAAAUGCCAUGGGAAUUGAUGAGAGAGAGGAUUUGAUUGACAUGGCUGUUAAAUUCUUUACAAUGGCAGUUGAGCAAAAUUUCACUAAAGGUCGCAGGACUGAACUUGUACAGGCUUCCUGUCUCUACUUGACUUUCAGGGAAAUGAACAUUCCGUAUCUUCUUAUUGACUUUUCCAGCUACCUUCGAGUUAGCGUCUAUGAGUUAGGUUCUGUGUACUUGCAACUAUGCGAAGUGCUGUACAUUGCGGAAAACAAGAAUUAUGAAAGGCUUGUUGAUCCUUCGAUUUUCAUUCCUCGGUUCUCAGACAGCUUAUUGAAAGGUGCACCGAAUAGAGCUCUCGUGAACACAGCUCGAGACAUUAUAGCUAGUAUGAAAAGAGAUUGGAUUCAGACCGGCCGGAAACCUAGUGGUAUAUGUGGAGCAGCACUAUACACAGCUGCGCUUUCCCAUGGUAUCAAGUGCUCUAAGACAGAUAUUGUAAAAAUUGUGCACAUAUGUGAAGCAACUCUAACCAAACGAUUGGAUGAGUUUGGAAAUACCGAGUCUGGAAGUUUAAAUGUUGAAGAACUCACAGAAAGGGAAAGGGAAAGGGAAAUUGAUAAGAGAUCUUAUACCCCAAAACAAAAGUCUAUCACAGAGGCGGUGCUUUGUAUGCAUACGAAAGCAAAACCUCAUGGUUAUGGACUAUGUGAGAGCUGUUACAUUGAUUUCAUAAAUAUUUCUGGAGGAAUUGUUGGUGGGUCGGAUCCUCCUGCUUUCCAGAGAGCAGAGAAAGAGAGAAUGGAAAAAGCAGCUAGAGAAGAAAACGAGGGAGGAAUUGGUAGCGUAAACCAUGACGAACAACUAAAUUCCGUGAGAGAACCAGACUAUUGCAGUGUGAGCAAAAGCGAAAAAAAAUGUUCAGAGAAAGGUGAAGAAAAGAAAGAUGGGGCUGAUGGAGAUGCUGCAUCUUCUGAUGAAUCAGACAACUUUUCUGAUAUCAGUGACGAUGAGGUGGAUGGCUAUAUUAAUAACGAGGACGAAAAGCGCUAUAAGACGAUCAUAUGGGAAGAACUGAACAGAGAAUACCUUGAGGAGCAAGCAAUUAAGGAAGCAGAUCUGAAGGCGGCUAUGGAAGCUUUAAACGCGAGCAACUCCAGUUGCCCAGAAUAUGCAAGAAAGCUUGCUGAGGCUUCUAAAGCUGCAGUGUCAAAAUCUAGAAAGGAAAAGCAGCAAAAACGAGCCGAGGAAGCAAGGAACGCACCUCCCCCAGCCACAGCCACGGAAGCUGUUCGCAGAACGCUUGAUAAAAAGAGACUUAGUGGGUUAAUCAACUACGAUGUCUUGGAUGAGCUUUUUGAUAUAUCUCCAGCCGAGCAAUCACCCAAGAGAUCAAAACUCGAGACAGUCAUGGAGGAGAAAGAAGAAGUGAAGAGCAAUGAGCAUGAGGAUGGUGAAGACGAAGAUGAAGCUGAAGAGGAUGAAUACGACGUGAACACAGAUUUUCCAAACGGCGAUAAAUUAUAUGACGAGCAAGAAGAAGAGGAAGGUUAUGACUUUGGAUCGUAUUGA